Cyphellophora attinorum is the source of this 1569-nucleotide messenger RNA. RefSeq lists its product as uncharacterized. The record is from RefSeq and is a predicted model, not a curated record. The transcript has a single exon. The coding region runs from base 1 to 1569 and encodes 522 amino acids. NCBI's taxonomy places the organism in Eukaryota, Fungi, Ascomycota, Eurotiomycetes, Chaetothyriales, Cyphellophoraceae.
AUGGAGCAAUCCCUCGCGGUCUGGAUAAUAGGCGGUUUCGCAAUCGCUUUCGAUAUUGCCAGCAUUGUUGUCAACGUAAUACUCGCGACAUCUGUCUCGGAACCAGACCUUGGCGCGUUGAAAGCAUUGUCAUUUGUCGCGUUCGGUGCUAGCAUUGCUGCUGUAAUCGGACUUUUGUAUUUCGCGAUCUUUCACGUGCGGCAGUUGAGAAAGGCAUCGAUAGGUUUGAGACGCGCCUCGUGGUGGAUUCUGUGCUCCGGAGCCGGAUUUGCGGCCGCCGCGUUGUCAGUGACUGGCGGUGUCUUGGUGUGGGCGACGAUACGAAAAGAUGACCUCCCAAAGACUAUAAUCAACGAUGAUCCCAUAAUACUACUCGCCAUCUGGUAUGCUGCCUGGGGCAUCACACUUGCUCUUCAAAUCGCCUUCUAUGUCCUGUUGGGUCGAUGGACGAGGAAGGCGCUUCGCACACAAUCAAUAGGCAGACUGGACCUAGAUUUCGGCAUCUCACCACUACCCAUGGAAAACAUUCAACGCACACAGUCACGUGGGACUCACAGAUCCUUCCCUUCACAAGAUAUCACGUUGAACUCUCCACCACGAACACCGACCUCGCAGAUACCAAGCACACGUCGAUCAUCCGCCACAAAGAUCGGCACCAUGUCAUCGUCCAAGAUCCGCCUCGUCAAAGGCUCCGCUAAGUCCUCACUGGACAUGCCUGCCUAUCCUGCUGGAGAGGCAGUCUCGAUUGACAGUGCCUUCGACGAUUGGGACACGUCUUCUGUGCACCAUGAGAUGCGUGCCGCUGUCAACUCUUCACCAACAGUACGGACGAGAGGUGGCCUAGAAACAAUUCCUGGCAGUCGAUCUGAAUCGCCUGCUAACGCAUUAGACGGGCCAUUCCUGCCAGGCUCACCGCAUGCCGCCUCGUCUGAUACAGCACAGGCCGCGGGCUGGGACAAUCGCCCUUUCACUUCCUCGCCACCUUCAAGUCCGCCGCCAAACUUCUCUCGCCCGACGUCAAGACCGACGUCUUCACAUGCGCAUCAAAAGAUUCUUGCACCUGCCUUUGAGCCCAAGCUUCCAACUCCAGACGGCACGAAACGCAGCUCAAUGUUGAUCCAAGACCUUAUACACCCACUCUUCCGCCCUAGCUCCCCAGAGCCUCCACCACAAACCGUCGGGAACAGCACCAUGGUCACUGCAGCGCCACUGGCUGGACACCCGAUCACACCACGAACACUAUCGCGCUUGCAGCGCUCUCGCUCAGAAUCGCAGACCGGCCACUGGCGCGCAAUGCCGAGCGUCGAUGCUGGGAGCGGGAGGCCAAGCACUGCUGGAUCGAUUAUGAGCAGUGUGCAAGGCUCGCCUGGCCCGUCAAUUGUGGACGAAGACCACGAACGCGAAAUCGAUGAGCCCGUCAUACUGCCUGCGUUCAUCAUGACGGCUGGCCAACGGUCGAGUCUGGUUGGCUACGGCAAACGGAAAAGUAUGAAGAAGGAGAAGGAGAAGCGGCAGAGUACGCUUUCGGUUGGCAGUCGGUUGAGUCAGAGUUUCACACAGUGGGACUAG